Esox lucius (northern pike) is the source of this 9243-nucleotide messenger RNA. Its product is annotated as receptor tyrosine-protein kinase erbB-4. The transcript is spliced from 27 exons. Gene Ontology annotation, biological process: multicellular organism development; protein phosphorylation; positive regulation of cell population proliferation. The record is from RefSeq and is a predicted model, not a curated record. Gene Ontology annotation, cellular component: signaling receptor complex; basal plasma membrane. The coding region runs from base 252 to 4571 and encodes 1439 amino acids. NCBI's taxonomy places the organism in Eukaryota, Metazoa, Chordata, Actinopteri, Esociformes, Esocidae. Gene Ontology annotation, molecular function: ATP binding; transmembrane receptor protein tyrosine kinase activity; epidermal growth factor receptor binding.
ACAUGGAGUAUCAACGGUGAAGACCAGAUAAAACAUUGGUGUCCUUAAAAUCUACAAAAAAACAUUUUUUUUUCUUUUCGCGUUCAACUUGUGUCGAACUAUCUGGGGCACCGGGGGACGCUAGAACGCGCGCAACGGACCCAGUCUGGGAAACUGUCUAUAGCCGAGACGUUCCGUUGAAUUUCCUUUUGAAUAAUGGGAUAUUUAUUGGACAUGUGAGUUACUGGAGUUACCAUCUGCAACCUUGCAAAAUGAAGUUUCCCUCAUUUCUUCGAUGUCUCCUCAUCACUUUCGUUGUGUUCAGGGCGAGCGCUGCACAGUCAGUUUGCCCUGGAACUGAGAACAAGUUGAGCACUUUGUCAGACCUGGACCUUCAAUACCGCACCCUGAAGAAACAGUAUGACAACUGUGAGGUUGUCAUGGGCAACCUGGAGAUCACCAGUAUCGACCGCAACCGCAACCUCUCCUUCCUCAAGUCGAUCCGGGAGGUAACGGGCUACGUGCUGGUGGCUCUGAACCAGUUUGAAUACCUGCCCCUAGAGAACCUACGCAUCGUGAGGGGCACCAAGUUGUAUGAGGGACGCUACGCCCUGGCUAUCUUCCUCAACUACCGCCACGACGGUCAAUACGGCCUCAAACAGCUGGGCCUUCGCAACCUCACAGAAAUCCUCAACGGGGGUGUUUAUGUGGACCAGAACAAAUUCCUGUGCCACGCCGACACCAUCCACUGGCGCGACAUCAUCAAGAGUCCCCAGGCGGAGCUCCUGGUUGUACCGUCCUCCAACAACAGCGGGCUUGGAUGCAAACGAUGUCACCGCUCCUGUAAUGGACGCUGCUGGGGUCAUCAGGAGGAUCAGUGCCAAAGCUUGACCAAGACGGUGUGCGCUGAGCAGUGUGAUGGCCGCUGCUUUGGCCCCUACGUCAGUGACUGCUGCCACAGAGAGUGUGCCGGAGGUUGCUCCGGACCCAAGGACACCGACUGCUUCGCAUGCACCAACUUCAACGACACUGGGGCGUGUGUGACCCAAUGCCCGCAGCCCUUUGUUUACAACCCCACCACGUUCCAGCUGGAGAACAACCCACGGGCCAAGUACACCUACGGAUCCUUCUGUGUGGAGAAGUGUCCCCAUAACUUUGUGGUGGACCACAGCUCCUGUGUGAGGGCUUGUCCCAGCAACAAGAUGGAGGUGGAGCAGAACCGCAUCAAGAUGUGCAUCGCCUGCACCCACAUCUGCCCCAAAGUUUGUGAUGGCAUAGGGACGGGCAGUCUUCAGGCAGCACAGACAGUGGACGCCAGUAACAUUGAAAAGUUUGUAAACUGCACCAAAAUCAACGGCAAUCUCAUCUUCCUCAUCACCGGCAUUAAAGGGGACAUGUACCAUGGUAUUGGGGCCUUGGACCCGGAGCGUCUCAGUGUGUUUCGCACAGUGAGAGAGAUCACAGGUUUCCUCAAUAUCCAGUCCUGGCCAGAAAACAUGACAGACCUCAGUGUGUUCUCCAAUCUGGAAACCAUCGGUGGCAGGUCACUGUACAGCGGCAUCUCCCUGCUGAUUCUGAAGCAGCGCUGGAUCUCCUCCCUGCAGUUCCAGUCCCUGGACGAAAUCAGCGCCGGCAACGUGUACAUCACCAACAACAGCCGCCUGUGUUUUUACAACACCGUGAACUGGACCAGCCUGUUCCGCACCAACAACCAGAAGGUCCUCAUACGCAACAACCGCGCCCCCAGCGAAUGCACCCAGCAGAAGAUGGUGUGUGACCGUCUGUGUUCGGAGGCCGGUUGUUGGGGACCGGGCCCCGACCAGUGCCUCUCCUGUCGCUUCUUCAGGCGAGGACGCAUCUGCGUAUCGUCCUGCAACCUCUAUGAUGGAGAUGUGCGUGAGUUUGCCAAUGGUUCUGUCUGUCUGGAGUGUGACAGCCAGUGUGAGAAAGCCCAGGAUAAGUCUGUGACCUGCCUCGGACCGGGUCCGGACCAGUGCAUCGACUGUCGGAACUUCAAAGACGGGCCCAAUUGCGUGGAGAAGUGUCCCGACGGGCUACAGGGUGCCAACAGCUUCAUCUUCAAAUACGCCGAGUCCAACAAUGAGUGCCACCCCUGCCAUGUCAACUGCACCCAGGGGUGCAUUGGGCCUCGGCUCCAGGACUGCGUCGGAAUGAUGGACAGGACGCCCCUGAUUGCGGCCGGAGUUAUCGGCGGUCUGUUUGUCGUCGUUAUCGUGGUGCUGAGCGUGGCUGUCUACGUUCGCCGCAAGAGCAUCAAAAAGAAGAGGGCGCUGCGCCGCUUCCUGGAGACAGAGUUGGUGGAGCCGCUGACCCCGAGUGGCACCGCCCCAAAUCAGGCCCAGCUGCGCAUCCUGAAGGAGACAGAACUCAAGAGAGUCAAGAUUUUGGGAUCAGGGGCCUUUGGUACCGUCUAUAAGGGCAUCUGGGUCCCAGAGGGAGAGACAGUGAAGAUCCCAGUAGCCAUAAAGAUCCUGAACGAGGCCACGGGGCCCAAAGCCAACGUGGAGUUCAUGGACGAGGCUCUGAUCAUGGCCAGCGUGGACCACCCCCACCUGGUGCGUCUCCUGGGGGUCUGUCUGAGCCCCACCAUCCAGCUGGUCACCCAGCUCAUGCCCCACGGCUGCCUGCUCGACUACGUCCACGAGCACAAGGACAACAUCGGCUCCCAGCUGCUGCUCAACUGGUGUGUCCAGAUCGCCAAGGGUAUGAUGUACCUGGAGGAGAGGAGGUUGGUCCAUAGAGACCUAGCUGCCCGUAACGUCCUGGUCAAAUCCCCAAACCAUAUCAAGAUCACAGACUUUGGCCUGGCCAGACUGUUGGAUGCAGAUGAGAAGGAGUACAACGCAGAUGGUGGCAAGAUGCCCAUUAAGUGGAUGGCACUGGAGUGUAUCCACUACAGGAAGUUUACUCACCAAAGUGACGUAUGGAGCUACGGCGUGACCAUUUGGGAGCUGAUGACGUUCGGAGGAAAACCAUACGACGGCAUCCCGACGCGCGAGAUCCCUGACAUCCUGGAGAAGGGCGAGCGCCUGCCCCAGCCCCCGAUCUGCACGAUAGACGUUUACAUGGUCAUGGUCAAAUGUUGGAUGAUAGACGCGGACAGCAGGCCAAAGUUCAAGGAAUUGGCUGCAGAAUUCUGUCGAAUGGCCCGAGACCCCCAGAGAUACCUGGUCAUCCAGGGCGAUGACCGCAUGAAGCUGCCCAGUCCCAACGACAGCAAGUUCUUCCAGAGCCUGUUGGACGAGGAGGACCUGGAUGACUUCAUGGACGCCGAGGAGUACCUAGUGCCUCACCACUUCAACAUGCCUCCCCCCUUGUACACCGCCAGGCCCUGCGUCGACUCCAACCGGAAUCAGUUUGGAUACCGGGACGGUUCUGGCUUAACCCACGAUGACUGCCCGGAGUCGGGAGGGUCCCCGGCCUGCGCCCCCUCCCCUGAUUCUACUGGCCCCCAGGGGGCCGCCCAGGAGGCCCUGGAUGACCCGCGCUGCAACGGCACCCUGCACAAGAAGAAGGCCCAGGCACGGCACGGGGCAGAGGACAACAACGGGCAGCGCUACAGCGCCGAUCCUACCGUGUGCCUGGGGGACCGGGUCGGGCCGAGAGAAGACACAGAUGAGGACGGCUACAUGACCCCAAUGAAGGACAAAACCUCGUCAGACUAUCUGAAUCCGAUUGAGGAGAACCCUUUCGUGGCGCGGCGCAAGAACGGCGAGGUGCACGCCCUGGACAACCCGGCGUACCACAGCACGCCCAGCAGCCAGCCCAAGGGGGGGGAGGACGAGUACAUUAACGAGCCCCUCUACCUCAACACCUUCCACAACCCUGUGGACCUGGGCCUAGAGGUCUUGAGAAAGAACGGUGGCCUCCAAUCACAGACCGUCGCGUCGACCAUCAGCACCGGUUCCCACCACCAACUCACUCUCCAAACGGGCCUCCCAUAUUACCCCCUGGCACCGACACAGGGCUCCCCCUCCGGGCUUCAGGGAGGGUGUCGCCACAUACCUCCGAGUCACCUCAUUCACACGCUCCACGGUGUGAGCAUCAAAACCGGCAGCUCGCCGCAGCGGGCCCACGCGGUUCUCCAAGGUCACCAGUCCCACUCGAUCCGGUGUGACAGUGGUCCCUCUGUCAACCAGGUCUGCCAGCCUGAAAGGUCAGGUGUCAAGAAAGGUUCCGUCUCCACUUCGGCGCCCGAGGACGAUAGGGGCGCCAUGCCUGCCUGCCAGGGACACACCACCCACCCUGGCAGCAUGCUGAAGCAGGGACAUGGGCACCAGACGGCGGGCAAAGCGGCAGGCAAAAAGCUCAAGGUGACCUUUGACAAUCCAGAGUACUGGCAGCACAGCCUGCCACCCAAGUCCUUGAACCAGGCGAGUAGCGUCCAAGAGGGCACAUUACCCGCCGCCCAGACGGGCAGCACCAACGCCAAGUUGUUCUACAAACAGAACGGGCGCAUCAGGCCGGCAGUGGCCGAAAACCCAGAGUACCUAUCCGAGUUCUCGUCAAAUCUCAAGCCGGGCACAGUUCUGCCCCCUCCCCCGUACCGACAGAGGAACACAGUGGUGUAAAACCCAAGUACAAGCUAUACCACCCUCCAUUCCCUGUUCUCCAGCUCCUGGACCAGCCAGCACCUAGUCCUUUCUGGUUUCCCCCUUGAUGGGGGGCAUCAACAGCCCAUUAAAACAGAGGGCCUCCACCAAAACACCCCCCCUCCUAACACAAUGUCCUACCAUCCAACACCUGAACUAGCUAACUUGGUAAUGCUCCCCGCGGAUAAAGAGCUAGCGAUGGCAACCCAGAGAUCCACCGACCAAGCCCAGGCCAAGUUCCACCUCCUUACCUCCAGGAUGGCCCCUAACUGGCGCAUUAACAGUAAUAACCACCGGACAAAGACAGGUGCUAGCCGCGCAGACCACUGCUAAGUGUACAAAGGCUGGACUCACUGGACUGAGAGUGGCGGCACAAGACGAGCGUGGAGGAGAAAUGUGACAUGGAGAAUGCUUGACAAAACUGGACUGUCGCCUAAGCAGCACACGGACGGUCCGAGGGACUGUCGAGAAGGUACAAGAGAACGGCGACGAGGAACAUGAAGAGGAGAGUUGGCAAAGAGGUGUCACACCAAGUGCUGUAUGUUACAAGGCUGUUAGUGGGACUAAAUAAACUUGCGCGAGAGGUAAAGACAGCCAACCACUAUUUAACGCUGGAAUGUUCCUCACAUAGGAGCUACAUGUUUGUAGAUAAUACAUCACCAUCACCCUAGCGUUACUCACUUACAGUAUUUACGGUAACUAACUCUAUGGUGACCACGCCUGGUACUGUUUUCCAUCUUUUAUUUUAUUUCUGAAAGUAUUUAUAUAAUGUCUUUGGAACCUUAACUACUUAACCGCGUUGACAACGCAGAUCAUCCACUGCAUACUUUGUUUGGUGAGGUAUUCGCUGGUAUUGUACGUUGUUCACUCGAUAGUGCUUAUCACAACUAAAACUACUGCAAGUGGGUGGCUUAUAAAAUACUCUUAAUAUAAGUUACUUCAUCAGUGUAUUUUUAUUUUUUUUCAAUUAUCUCUCUCAAUAGAUUAUUCGUUGCUCAGAAGAGAGGUCAUGCAGAUAGUGGCCUAACACAGUGGCACUGAGUUUAUGGUAAGAGUUUGCAAUGCAGGAGGAAAAUGAGAAGGACUCCUGUAGCAUACGAAAAUAGUCUCUGAUAUUACUCGUUGGUUCUUAACUAUGAACAGUAAUUGAGUCCGUCGGUGAAAACAUGGACGACGCAGCAUCAGCAGGCCAGAGACAGAAACAAACCAACAUAUACGGAGACGGACAGUUUCACAGGAAGAACAAGAUAUCCAGAACAAGGCUCUGACUGAUAACAGAGAGAGAUAUCAACAGGCCUUUCCUGGGAGAGAGGCUGAGACGCUCGGAUGGAGAGACAGAGGGAAAGAGAGCAGAAGAGCGAGAGGGAGUGUUGCCCUAAGGGAAUAAAGAGUGGUAGUCAUGGUGUGGAGAAGAUCUGCAGAACUAAUCAUCCAUAAAGGUGCUGCUAACCUAAGCCCACUAAAGGUGGAGACGCUUCAUCUUGCCUCGUCUCUCUCCGCGACACUUCCAAUUUCACCUCUGCACAGCGAGGAGGGUUUCCAACUCCUGAGGCAAAAUCCAAACUCUCAAGACCCAGAGGUUUGACACCUAUGUCUACCCGUGUGACUUCGCCAAGAGUCUCUCUGUACUCCCGGCCCAGGGCUAUGUGAUUAGUUUGGUGAAUCAAAGUUGAAUUCCUAAAUCGAAAUGUGUCUUCAGCUAAUUCAUUGGAUUUGAAUUCCGCAUAUUGAAGACAGAAACAACCCCGCACGAUGUGAAGAGCAUAUCUGUGCCAAAUGGAGUACUGAGAGGUCCGGUAAACAUGAGUCAGGUGUUACUCUCACAAUCGAAAGACUGUGAAUUAAUGCCCAAUAGACCAUUCAGAUUAGCUACAUAGGCACAGUAAAACCUCCUUCUAUUAUUACUAUAUAACCGAUGCCACGUAAAAACCAAUAAGAAUACUGCCAGCCAGUCUGCUGCUAUGUGGAACUUCCACGUCCGCAAGGAAAACUUGCAUUUAGGCAUUCGGUUUGAUUAUACAGCACUUACAUCGCUUUUACAGAGCCACGCUGGUUCGUUUGUCAUUUUUCCUCUAGGCAGCCGACUCCAUUUUCCUUUAGCUUGUCUAUAUUUCGUCAUACAGUGUAAGGGGAUGUGUCCCAGGCAUCCAUGUGGCUGAGAGGAGCGAGUGUUAUUUAUAUUCUUAUCUGGUGCAGUUUGUGUUUGUUUUAACCCGCGUGGAGCACUUUGAUCAAACUGUCAGGAAGCCAGAAAUAAGAAAAACAGUGUUCUUUUUCCGGGCGCCACUUGAUUACUUCACACACAUGUCACAUUCAUCCCUAUAACAUUGAGGUAUGUGACAGGAAAUCGAAAGAGGAACAUCAGGUAAAAGGGUCAUACUGAAGGAUACUAAAUGAGAAAUCUCCAUGUUUUAGUGAUAUUUGUUUGCUUCGUGUAGUUUUCUUGCCUCUGGUUAUGAUGAUGAUUAUUUUAUGAAGGAGCAUUUUGUACUGCCUUUGGACCCGAAACUGGAAACAACAUUUAAUUUCAAUGUGAAAUAUUAAUGUUGUGUUUUCAACUUGUUUUUUCGAAGGACUGAAAUGAGAAAUUGCUGUUCUGUGGUUUUUAAAACCAGCAAACAACAGAGUGUCUGGUGUUUUACAGCGGCCAUAGUAGGACCACCAAUUAUGACUCUUAGCCUGUCCUUAUAUGGACACAGACGGUUUGGGUCAUUAUUCUAAGCCUGCAAACACUAUGUUUCUUUUUAUCUACCAGAAAAACACCUAUAUUUGUAAUCUGGUUAUAUGAUGGUCAACCAGAUAUAUUACAUGUUUCUUACAUGUCUUGAUGACGUCAUGCAAUCAACAUUUUUUCCUGGUUGUAAUCAAGUUGGAUUAUAAUCAGACGUUGGGAAAGUUCUGGCCCCUAACUGUUUUCCCAGUUUUUGGUCAGAAAGUACUCAGAGCCUCUGUCAUCAGCACAAAUACUGUGUCCUCCACCACUGUAGUGGAUCGUUAUAAUCUUUUUUUCUAAUUAUCAUCAUGCAUGAUACCUCAUUGUGAGUGCUAUUCCCCUUAACUGUGAGUAUGUGUUCAUUUCAUAGUAUUUCUGUCCAAUGGAUGGAUGGUUAGGGGGACAGCUUCUUUUGCUGUCAGGAGUAGGAAUCAGUAGCACAAAUUCUGUAGUCAUUUGUGAUUGAGGUAUAACACAUCAUUGAAAGUUGUGUUACAUACAUUUCACCAGUGUAUCGAUUACACUGACAAACGUACACACUGUACUUAGUCAUCUUGGCUUCUACUGUUAUUUUGGUCAUCAUGUCCAAUGUUUUUGUAAUUUUAACAUAAUAUUCCCGAAAACUUGAACAUAUUUCUUUAUUUUAUUGUGUCAAUAAUGUUCAUAUAAUAAAAGAAAUUAGGGUUUUUAUAGCCGCAACACUUAAAUGUUGGCGUCUUAAUUGCACGUAUUGUCAUAAUCAAAUGGACUCAUUAUUUCAGCCAGGGUUUUCGGUAAGAAAUUUAUAUAUACCUGUCGAACUAAUGUAAUUGUACAGGCAUUUGGAACUUCCUCCAGAUUGAACACGCUAUUGACCCGUGACAAAAUGUGAAUAGUAUUUUUAUAGAGCACUGAGAUGACCCAGAGACAAUUGUAUAUAGGAAAGGAGUGCUUUGCCUUUACGUUGCUGGUUCUCUAUACACCAAUUUUUGCAUUUAUUGUUUCCCUAAUUUAUUUUAUUUUGCCCUUCUUUUCUCCUUUGUGCAUGUCAGCUGUCCUUUUCCUCCUUCUAGGUGUCAUGGAUAAAAGACGUAGCCUCUGUAUGUGCACAGUUAGUGUACUUUGGGUAGUACAAUUUGAUUUUAAAUGUGAAACACCCCUUCUGGCUGCCCACCUGUGGGACUGGCUAGUUGGCCUGGAUAAAGCAUCACUUUGUGAGUUUUCUAUUUAAUAUAUGUGUUGUAGUGAACAAGGCAGUCAGAUUCCUGUGUGUUUCGUUCUCUCCCCCAACGCCUGUCACAACCGAUUUGUCGAGCAUAAUAAGGACAUAUCUAUUACCUUCUUUCUCUCUCUUUUGCUCGCUCUUUCUCUCUGCCCUUCUAUCUCAUCAAGACAUUUUUCAGAGAUGCGCUGCCAACUCGGCCUGGUAGGAUGCAUUACGUUGCUGUCUGUUUUUCUAGUAAGAUGGGCUAGUAUCCUAUCCAGCCCACGUAUCUGUGGAUCAGUCCCAUUUUGCAAUUCACAUUUACCCAGUCACCUAUUUUUUCCCCAUGAUUUUCAUGAUUGAAAAUGGAAAGGUUGAAUUGGACGAUGUGGAAAACUGUCAAAAGAUUAUUGCGUGGCCCCCCCCCCCCCCCCCCAACAGACCUGUACAGUAUGUGAAGAAAGCUUACUAAAGUUAUUUUGAUGUAAUGUUUGAUUUAUUUGCAUGCUUGUGUAUAAAUGUAGUGAAACACUGAUAGAGGCUAACGGUGUCUCUCCCUUCUCCGGCUCUGCCUUGUAAUCCUAAUCUCUGCUUCCCCGUUAUGUUGGCAGCGCUGGCUACAACUCUCCACUGAACUUUAGACCAUACCUAAAGCUUUAUAUCAUAGGGAAAAAAUACUGUUCCUCAUAUUUGUUACAUGAAUCUGUCAAAAAUAUAUUUUUAAUUUAAUAUAAAUAAAGAUUGAUUCAAUAUUU